Aspergillus steynii IBT 23096 is the source of this 1948-nucleotide messenger RNA. Its product is annotated as MDR family MFS transporter. The record is from RefSeq and is a predicted model, not a curated record. Gene Ontology annotation, molecular function: transmembrane transporter activity. Bases 14 to 1705 code for a protein of 563 amino acids. Lineage: Eukaryota; Fungi; Ascomycota; Eurotiomycetes; Eurotiales; Aspergillaceae. Gene Ontology annotation, biological process: transmembrane transport. The transcript is spliced from 2 exons.
GCAGAGCUUUCCAAUGACUAGCCAAACAAUCGACGAGAUCUCACCUGCUGACCCUGCCAUAGCAAGGGCAGCUGCCUCAGAUCUAGGUCCCAUCGAGCCCUUGGAUGUAUCCGACGAUUCGAAUCCCAAACGCUCGAACUUGCAAAAUGCCGGGCUAAUACUCAUGCUCAGUCUUGUGAUGUUUAUCUCCGCCCUCGACCAAACCAUCGUGGCCACCGCCAUCCCUUCUAUGACCAGGGACUUGAACUCAGCGAGCGGCUAUACCUGGAUUGGCGCUUCGUACCUGCUGGCCAUGUGCACAGUCAAUCCCAUGUGGGUGCGCAUGAGCGAUAUCUGGGGUCGCAAGCUAGCUGUUUUGAGCGCGAUCAUCGUCUUCGCCGCGGGAAGCACCAUUGCAGCCGCAGCCGUCGACAUGCCCAUGCUGAUCGCCGGGCGCGGAGUCCAGGGUCUAGCAGGUGGAGGGAUCCUUUCCCUGGUCAACAUCGUCAUUUCGGAUCUCUUUAGCAUGCGCCAUCGCUCGCUGUACAUCAGCGCCACAGCCCUCGUCUGGGUCCUCGCCGGAACAACUGGGCCCGUCAUCGGGGGCGCCUUGUCGCAGUAUGCAUCCUGGCGCUGGUGCUUCUGGAUCAACCUGCCUGUCUGUGGCCUUGCAUUCAUUGUUCUCGCGCUGUUUCUUGACCUGCAUAAUCCGCGCACUAAGCUCCGUGACGGACUCAAGGCCAUCGACUGGUUCGGCAUCCUCUCCAUCUUGACUGUCAUCGUGCUUCUCCUCCUCGGACUCGACUUCGGUGGUGUGACCUUCCCUUGGGAUAGUCCGGUCGUCAUCUGCAUGAUUGUGAUCGGCGCAGCGCUGAUCGGUUUCUUUCUCUUUGCCGAAAAGCGUCUCGCCCGCUUUCCACUCAUGGAUCUGCGCGUCUUCAAGGAAUUGUCCAACAACGCGGUCAUUCUCGUGGCGGCGUCGCAUAGCAUGGCUACAAGAGGCUCAGAGUACUACCUGCCUCUGUAUUUCCAAAGCGUCAAGGGCGCCUCUCCAACCAAAAGCGGCGUUUUAGUUCUACCCAUGAUGAUCGCGGCGUCGCUCUGCGACGUCUCGGUCGGCAUCCUCGUCCACAAGACCGGUCGCUACCGGGAGAUUAUCUGGGCCGGGACCGCGCUCUUGACCCUCGGCACCGGCCUGUACGCAAUGCUCGACACCGACACCUCGCUCGUCAAGGUCAUCGUCUUCGAAGUCAUCGGCGGCAUCGGUCUAUCUCUGCUUCUCUCGACGCCAAUGCUCGCUAUCCAGAACAAUGUCCCGCAAGCUGACGUCGCCGUCGCCACCUCCACACUAGGAUUCAUCCGCAGCAUCGCUACCUCCCUAUCCAUCGUUCUCGGCGGGGUAGUCUUCCAAGACAGCAUGGCAACUCAGGAAUCAACGCUCGUCGCCAGCGGGCUGAAUGAAACCUACCUCGAUGCGUUUUCCGGCUACGACGCGGCGGCGAACGUGGAGAUGAUUGCAAACAUUGACGAUUCCGUGCAGCGCCAUAUCGUGCAGAGCGCCUUUGCGUGGAGCCUGCGGAAUAUGUUCAUCAUGUACACUGUCGCCGCUGGGAUUGGGCUCCUGGCUUCCCCUUUUGUUAAGCAGCGGUUUAUGAGCGCGGAGCACACGGAGACUAAGACUGGGAUUGAGAAUUUGACAGAUCAUAAGAAGCGGCCGGAAGAAUGAGUUUGAUACUGUCCAUUGCAAGAAUCUAACGUCGUGCAACAUGGUGUUUGUGUCAGCGAUAUGCUACGCUCCAAUCGUACCACUCCAACCUAUAUAUCAAGAUUUACUAUACAAAAACAGAGGCAUGAUAACAGCACGCAUCAAGUGCCAACUCUACGCAUUCUCAAGUGUCGAUGUGCAAGACUCUGGCAAAUUGGAAAAUAAAAACUGCAAGCCGGCCGGACGCUACAUACAGCAAUGCCU